AGAAAAAGUGAUGGAUCCCAAAUGAUGAUGAUGCAGGACAAAGGAGUUUGGGGCCAAGCAGUGCAAUGUCUGUGGCAUUAUAUAUGAGAUUGGCAAUCCUGAAGAUGAAGCUUCUCAUGAGGAGCAUCAUAAUAGCUUUCUCAACACCCUCAGAUAUAUUGGAUGGAAGAAGGAAAGGCUAGUAAGGGACUUGGAUCAUCAUGGAGGAAGGGUCAUUAUGGUUUCACCUACAGACCCUCAGCAUUGCUGGCGUAAAGUGGAGGAGAUAAGAGAGAUAGUUGACCAAGAGCUGGGCUUUGCUGAAAAUGGGAUCCGUGUGAAAGAAAACACAAAGGUCUUCUUUUAUGUUCUUGAGAAGAAAAUUGUUGGCUGUCUUAUUGCUGAGACCAUAAGGGAAGCACACAUGAUCCCAGAGAUCACCCAUAAGAGGGGGAGGCCAGUUAUGUGCUGCUCUGAAAAACGGUACAAAGUAUGGGCUGGAAUUAGCAGGAUUUGGGUAUUAGCUUCAGAAAGAGGGAAGGGCAUUGCCUCAACAUUGGUUGAUGCAAUGAGAAGUAACUUUCUCACCAGCCAUUUCCUGACUCUAGAUGAAUUUGCUUUUUCUGAUCCCACUGAGAGCGGAAUGGGCUUUGCUGAGAAAUACACUCAGAGAAGAGAUUUCCUCGUUUAUCGUCGUUAGUGUUAAUGUGAACAUUUUUUAGUUUAUUUGAAAUGAUAGAUAUAUGCUUGUGUUAUAUUUAUACCGAAAAUAUUUUGAGAUAGAUAUUUUUAUUUAAAUCAUACUGUACUGUUCUUCCUCAGUACUUUCUGCAGUGCAAGGAAAUUAAAAAUGUUUUAUUUUUUAUUACAUUUGUCUAUGCAUAUACAAAGUGUAUUUUAAGUUUGUAGGGUAGCUGUAAAAAUUAUAUUAAUAAAAUGCUAAGUAAGCAUUUAUCCAGCUCUCAGACUUGGCUAAUAUUUUAAAAAUAACCCAGGAUUUGAGUUUCAAGAA
This is a messenger RNA of Penaeus vannamei (Pacific white shrimp), 991 nucleotides long. The record is from RefSeq and is a predicted model, not a curated record. Lineage: Eukaryota; Metazoa; Arthropoda; Malacostraca; Decapoda; Penaeidae.